Messenger RNA from Saxophila tyrrhenica, 1440 nucleotides. RefSeq lists its product as uncharacterized. Lineage: Eukaryota; Fungi; Ascomycota; Dothideomycetes; Mycosphaerellales; Extremaceae. Bases 1 to 1440 code for a protein of 479 amino acids. Gene Ontology annotation, molecular function: epoxide hydrolase activity. The transcript is spliced from 2 exons. Gene Ontology annotation, biological process: epoxide metabolic process. The record is from RefSeq and is a predicted model, not a curated record.
AUGGCUUCAGGCUCACGGCCAACAGGAGGAGUCGAUGGCAUCCAGCCAUAUCGGAUGAGCGUGUCGCAGAAGUACCUCGACCUUACCCGCCAGAAGCUGCAACUCACGCGCCUGCCUCGAGAUCCACGAAACGCGCAAUCACCCGGCGAAUAUGGCGUGUCGAAGAACGACCUCGAGCCAUUGAUCGACCAUUGGCUUGAGUCUUACGACUGGCGCGCUCAAGAGUCGUUCUACAACGAUACCCUGCCUCAAUACAGAGUCCCGGUCAAUGGCACGCGCCUCCAUUUCGUCCACAAAAAGUCGCAGUCGCCCAAUGCUCUUCCGUUGCUCUUCGUCCACGGCUUCCCUGAGAGCUUCGUCACAGCAGCGAAGGUCGUCGAUGCACUAUGUGACCCGAUUGCGACGCCGCCUCGCGGAGACGAAGACGUUCAAAACUUCAACGUCGUGGUCCCAAGCAUAUCUGGGUUCGGCUUUAGCGAUCCAAUAGCAGAGGCUGGCAACAACAUGCAGGCGACCGCGGAAGUCUUCAACACACUUAUGGCUGGGCUCGGAUACCACAGAUAUAUCGCGCAUGGGACAGGAUGGGGCUUCAACAUCUGCCGGAUCCUCGCUCUGACGCAUCCAAACAACUGCGUAGCUGUACAUACUGUCAAUCCGGACGUACCGGCACCGAGGUUCGCGGCAUCACCAUUCCUCUGGCUGAAACUUCGACUGGUCAAGCUGACCUAUCUCAUCUGUAGGUCGGUGUUUGGCUAUGGCCCUGAAGAUUGGUCGGCCCAGACCACACCAUCGUUGACGCCAGGAGCUGGUCAAUGGAUAUCAGAGAGGCCGCAGACGACAGCCUACGCCCUCGCCGACUCUCCUUCAGGUUUGUUAGCUUUCAUCCUGGACGCGAUCCGGCCACCAUCGCUGCGUUCGCCAGCACAAUCAUCCCCAGGCGGGAAUAGCCCCGAAUACCUUCGCACCCAGACACCGGGGCGUUCACCCAUAAGUCCUCAAACAUACACCACUCCGCAAACGGGCAGGUCCCCCAGCAACCCAGCGGCAUCCCACAGUCCUCAAAACCUCGAGCUAAACGACCUAGCCUCAGCAUGGAACCCAACAGCCCUUCUCAACUGGACGAUGCUCUACUGGCUCCCCGGACCAGAAGUCGCAUUACGCUGGCUCGUCAACUCCUCGAAACUCGUGCCGUCGCUCUGGCUGGGCCAUUGUGGCGUACCGCUUGGCAUAUCGUACUUUCAUGACCCUGGGUCGGCGAACGCGCAGACGCCGCCGCAGUGGACAGAGGCGUAUUUUAGAGUCGCCAUGGUGCAGAGACGCGAAGGGCGUGUGAGGUUUCCUGCGUGGGAGCGGCCGGCGGAGUUGGUGAUAGAUUUGAGGGAGUUUGCUGGGUUGUUGGGAUUGACGGGUGGUGGGCCUGCUGUUACGAAUGGGUAUUAA